This is a messenger RNA of Lotus japonicus, 903 nucleotides long. RefSeq names its product MATH domain and coiled-coil domain-containing protein At3g58360-like. Lineage: Eukaryota; Viridiplantae; Streptophyta; Magnoliopsida; Fabales; Fabaceae. Gene Ontology annotation, molecular function: protein binding. The transcript is spliced from 3 exons. The record is from RefSeq and is a predicted model, not a curated record. Bases 1 to 903 code for a protein of 300 amino acids.
AUGAAGAAGAAUAAACACGUAGGUGGUAAAACGUUUGAGAAAUUUAGGUGGACGAUUAAGAAGUUCUCUGAAUUGGACUCCGAGGAACUGUACUCUGAAAAUUUCGUCCUCAAUGGUCACGCAUGGCGGAUUCUUAUCUACCCAAAGGGAGAUGGUGUGGACUACUUGUCAAUUUAUUUAGAAGCUUGGGGUCUUGAUAAUUUUCCAGAAUGCUGGAGCAGAUUUGCAAAUUUUGAGUUGGCUCUAAUUAAUCAGGUCAAUGGCAAAUUGACAAAAGUAAAAGGAAUCAAACAGAGUGAGUGUACAUUCAAUGCAACUGAGAAUAUCAGGGGUUACCCAGAGUUCAUACCCUUAGAUAAACUUUGUGGCCCUAGCAGUGGGUUUAUUGUUAAUGAUACUUGUGUAAUUGAAGCUAGGAUUUUCCUUAGCAAGUCAGAAGUUGAACAAACUUGGGAGUUUAUGGAUUUCAAGGGUUUAGGUGAAAUAGAAAAAGCUUUUGUUCCAUUGCUAGAGGAAGUGUGUUCAUGGCAUCCGUCACUAGUUGAUUGCCAACGGAAGAGGCGUCGCAAGUAUUCUGAAUUGGCAUUCACAACUCUGGGUGAGGUUCUACAUUUUUUGAAGACUAAGAAAGUGAAAGAUAUGGAUGAUGAUGAAUGUAAGCAUCUUCAGAAUUUAUGGGAGGAGCUUGAAACAUUUGGGUUUGAUUUGUCCUGGCUGGUAGCUCAUUAUCAAUAUGCUUUAGACAUGAAAGGUUAUAGAAAGAAAGUUGAGCAUGUGAAAAGGAUGGAGGAGAAAGUAGAUGCUUUAGAACUGGAACUUGAAGUAGCAAGAAGAGAGUUGGUGAGCCUAAAAGAAGUAGUUGAAGAGAAACAUUUGGAUGCAAAACUAGGAUAUGGAGGGUGA